AUGUCAGAGGUCUCCAACGAUGAUGUGAUUGCUAUGUUUAGAGAAUUGAAACAACAAAAUGAAGAAAUAAAAUCACAGAAUAAUCAACUUGUACAUCAGUUUGGUGAACUGAAAGUGGAGUUUCAAAAUUAUAAGAAGGAAGUUGAAGCAAGUAUCCAGGGAUUGCAAACAGAUUAUGAAAUAUUGAAGCAAGAAAACGACGUACUCAAAAUCAAACUGAACACGACAGAAAGGAAAUUGAAGAAAUUCAAUUUGGUGAUAUAUGGCCUGAAGUGUGGAGAUGAUGAUAUCUCGAAUGAUCUCAUUGAGUUAUUUCGAGAAAAAAUAGGAAUUGAAUGCCAAGAACGAGACUUCAGAGAUACUUAUAAAAUUAGCAGUACCCAAGAGAAUAAUAAGGAACCUCCAAUUUUAGUUGAAUUUGUAAGUAACAAGCUGAAAACUGAUAUUUUAACCAAUGCGAAAAAACUGAAGGGGACUGGAGUUUAUAUAUCGGUAGAUUAUACGUCGGAAGAUUAUAAGAAGAAAAAGUUUUUGAUAUCACAACAAAAGUUAUCACGAGAACGGGGAGAUACAGCAAACAUAAAAGGAAAUACUUUAGUGAUUAAUGGAACAACAUGGACCUAUGAAGCUUUGCUCGAGAAGAGUCAUAAUAAUGAUGCAGAUAAAGAAGCAACGUCUAUGAAUAGCUGUAGGAAGAGGGGACCAGAAGAUUCACCUGAAGCUAUAGUAAACCGCACCAAACGAACAGUCCCAAAAAUGCCUACUAGAGCAUCAUCAAGAAUUUGUCAAUAAUAAUCAUUUUUAUAUCACCUUACCACUCUGUACUAUUUUAUUUUGUCGAGAUUUUUGUCUUAUAUUAGAUAUCUGAUGUUUUGUUUUUUAGAGUAAGCACCCUUCCUAAUAGAUAAAUUGAUACCACAAUAAU
Phaedon cochleariae (mustard beetle) is the source of this 925-nucleotide messenger RNA. NCBI's taxonomy places the organism in Eukaryota, Metazoa, Arthropoda, Insecta, Coleoptera, Chrysomelidae. The record is from the annotation of a GenBank genome assembly.